Molecule: messenger RNA, 1521 nt
Organism: Ostreococcus tauri
Lineage: Eukaryota; Viridiplantae; Chlorophyta; Mamiellophyceae; Mamiellales; Bathycoccaceae
Product: Diacylglycerol glucosyltransferase, N-terminal
Exons: 11
Coding region: 1-1521 (506 amino acids)
Biological process (GO): glycolipid biosynthetic process
Molecular function (GO): hexosyltransferase activity
Source: RefSeq, a predicted model, not a curated record
AUGUACUGCUCCGAGUCAGGAUAUUCGUCUCACGUAGCCUGUUGGAAACAUCACACAUGGGACGAACUCUUAGAAUAUCCGCGUACUCUCACUCAACGCUCUAAGAGAACAUACAAUGCUUCAAGUAACUGCCUUCAGGUCUGGCUCAACGAACGGCAACACGAUUGGCAAGCAACAAGUAGGAACACGAGUAGCACAGAGCGAUUCGCACGUUGGACGAAUCAGAACCAGAAAACAUCUGCAUAUCAGAUACCAAGUGAGAGUGAUCAUGACCUGAAACUGGAUGUCGUGAGUAAUGAGCACGAAGGAAACAGCGAGCAAGGGGUUUCACAAGAUGGUACCUUGAAUAUCACCCCUAGUGGUCAACAUCCGCGCAGGGUUUUGUGCUUGAUGAGUGAUACCGGUGGAGGUCAUAGAGCAAGCGCACAAGCCCUAAAAGACUGCUUCGAGCUGAUUCAUGGGAAUGACUUCGUGGUUCAUAUUGUUGACUUGUGGAGUAGUUGCUCCCCAUGGCCUUUCAACAAAAUGCCGGAGGGCUACUUCUUUCUGGUGAAAAAUCCGUGGCUAUGGAGACUAAAUUUUCGUUGUUCCGAGCCACGUUUUAUUCACGAAGUGAUGUUCAAGGGUUAUAGCGCGAUUGUAGCGAAUCACUUUGCACGGGAGUUCGAUAAGAUCGAUCCCAAUUUAAUUGUCAGUGUGCAUCCACUCAUGCAACAUGUGCCGUUGACUAUUCUUCGUCGGAUGAAAAAUCAUUCGGCGGUUCCAACAGUGCCUUUUGCUACGGUUGUAACCGAUUUAACUCGAUGUCAUGCAACCUGGUUUCACAAGGACGUUGACAAGUGUUUUGUGGCGACAGAUUUGGUGGCCAAACAGGCAUUUCGGCUUGGCUUGCGGCUCGAGCAAGUCGUUUGCCACGGACUUCCGAUUCGUCCUUCGUUCAGUGCCCCGAGCCGCUCCAAACGCGACGUACGAGCGAAGUUAGGUCUUGAUGUGGAAGCACCAACAGUCAUGCUAGUAGGCGGCGGUGAAGGCAUGGGCAAACUCAAAGAAACAGCGGUAGCUCUGUCUCAAACAUUGAGCAGUUCGCAUCAAGUAGUGGUAAUCUGUGGCCGCAACGCCAAGUUGAACGAAUUUUUACGAGAACAGUCAUGGCCUCUUAAGAUGGUUGUCAAGGGUUUCGUGAACAACAUGGCUGAAUAUAUGGCCGCUUGUGAUUGUGUUAUCUCAAAGGCAGGUCCCGGUACAAUAGCUGAAGCGCUGAUCUGUGGUGUUCCUAUUGUCUUGAAUGGCUGCAUACCGUGUCAAGAAGAGGGAAACAUUCCGUUUGUCAUCGACAACCAGGUCGGGGCAUACAGUGAGAUUCCACAAACAAUAGCUCAAACAGUUGCUGGGUGGCUUGCACCUGAAAAUGCAACUCAACUCUCCAUGAUGUCGUCUCGUGCGCGAGCACUAGGGCGUCCUGAUGCCACGUUCGAUAUUGUGCGCGAUCUCGUCGAAAUGAUCGAGACUAGGAAAAAUUGA